Messenger RNA from Brugia pahangi, 1914 nucleotides. NCBI's taxonomy places the organism in Eukaryota, Metazoa, Nematoda, Chromadorea, Rhabditida, Onchocercidae. The record is from the annotation of a GenBank genome assembly.
AUGAGUUCUGAUGAAGGAUGUCGUCCUCUUCGCGGGAAAGUGCUAUUACCAGCGAGUGGUGUACUAACUGAAGAUGGCAUUCCUUUCUAUCAUUUGAUACGAUAUGCGCUGAAACCGAUUCAUUUACAACGAGUUAAGCAGUGUGGGAUCGAACUGAAAAUUGGACAGUUUUCAAAUGAAGAAAAUAAUCUACUUGAAAGGAACUGGGAGAGAUAUGCAGCAGCAAAUAAUGUCGAUUGCAGUCGAGCUUAUGAAUUUGCAGGCGGUUAUAGUAGAGAAAUGGAUGCGGAUGAACGGAUCAAUCUAUUAGUCUUUCAGAACAAAACUAAUUUUGUUCCGGCAAUGUGUGAAGGACUCAAUGAUCGGACAGGACGACAGGUGAUUAGCAGAAUGUUGAUUAUGUACCAUCCGGGUGAAAAAAACAGGCCAGAAUGGAACAAUGAACUAGAGGAACAAUUUGAGAAGUUGUAUGCUGAAGGUUGCUCAUCCCGGGCUAUAAGUAUUCGUUUGCAGCGAUCCAAGGCCGAAAUAGAUUACCGAAUUAAUUUAUUGAGAAGGAGAACAGAAAAACCAUGUGAUUUUGACGACUAUGAUACUGAAUUGACUGAUAGUGCUCGACAAGUUCUUUAUGGUUUUGUAACCAAAUGGCUGCUUCCUAGAAAUUGUCCUUCCGAAUUAGAAGAAAUGUUGCCAGAAAAAGAAACAUGGAAUGUGGCUGAUUUUGCUUUACUGCAGGAUCAGGAAAAGGCUAUUUCAUAUUUACCCUGGCUUUCACUUACUUGGAAAAUGUUACGUCCUGUUCCUGUGAUCAAAAAAUUGUGGUUGAAAGAGGUCGAUAGAUUACGUGCAACAUGUGAAAGAUUUGAUGGCGAUACAGAAAAGGCUACAGAUGCUUGCAUGCCAAAACUUCCUUUAAUAAGUGUUGGCGAAUAUAGACGUGCUCUAAGUUUGUUUCUGGAACAAAAACCAAUGUUCCCAAGUCGUAUUGAUAUUGAACAGUUACAAAGGAGAAUCGAGGAGGAAAAUUUAGUCGGAUAUUGCACAAAUGGUUUAAUUGAAGGUGAAUUUCUGAAAAGAAUGUUGUGCGGUCAUAUUGUUAAUUUUAGACAUGCCACAAGGGCAAUGAAUUUCAACUGUGUUGAUUGGAUUACCGUUCUGAUCGAGUAUCUGACGCACUUGGAUGGAAGUCUCAGGAAGUGGCACUAUAGUAUGAAGUAUGUAAGAGAACUUAUUUCACAAAAAUUGGAAAAAAAACAUGAAAAUGUUCUAAUUAGCAGUAAUGAUACUAUGAACGCUGAUGAGAAUAAUUCACUUUCUUAUUCAGCAGCAUUUAACAGGGCUCAUAAAUAUGAACAAAAAAACUGCAUAUCAUAUAUUAAUGAUUUAGAAGUACACAACACAAAUAAUCAAAAACUUGUAACAAAUGAGGGAUCUACUGCUUCUGAUUUUUAUACUGAAUACUUCACCGAAAAAUUAAGAAAUCUUAUCGAGUCUCGAAUUAUAUUGUUUGAUGAACAACAACAACGAAAUUUUGGGAAAAAAUUAAGGAAGAUAAUGAAGAAGGAUGAGAAAUUAGAAGCAUUGCGAGGAUUAAUUGAGAAAAUGAUUUCCAUCCUGGAAGAUGAGCAAAAAAUGAAUUUGAUCAGAAAACACGAAAAGAUCAUAAGAAGAUUCCAGAAAAUGCAGGGAGCGAGAAGUACGCAAAGUGACGUUCACUGUGAUUUUAAUGAAGCGGAAAUGCCUAAUAAAAGUUGCAAUGGAAAAGAUGAGACAGGAAACUAUAGUUAUUCUGAAGGAGUUGCUGGAAUGAUCCAAGAGACAAAGAUGUUAGAUUCUGAUAUUGGUUUUGAUAUGAGUGGUUCAUUGGAAAAGGAUAAAGCAAAUAGUAAAGGAGAAUCAAGACGACGGAAAUAA